This is a messenger RNA of Moneuplotes crassus, 1564 nucleotides long. Lineage: Eukaryota; Ciliophora; Spirotrichea; Euplotida; Euplotidae. The record is from the annotation of a GenBank genome assembly.
CAAAAUGUUAAGCCAUAGCAUGAUUAGAAGAAACUUCAGCACUGUCUCUAAGAACUACGUCAAUGGGCAAUGGGUCUCCUCCAAGGGAGAUGUCUUUUUCGAGUCUAAGAACCCAGCGACCCAAGAAGUCGUUAGGAGAGUUCCUCAAACUCCAAAGUCUGAAUUUGACGAAAUCGUAUCUGUUGCUAAGAAUACUUUUGAAGAAUGGAAAAACGUUCCGCUCAUGACUAGAAUCAGAUACAUGUUUGAGUACCAGAGAUUGGUAAAUGAAAAUACUGAAGAAUUAGCUAAGCUAAUCACUCAUGAACACGGUAAAACUCUAGUCGAUUCCAGAGGAGACGUUUUUAGAGGUUUUGAGGUCGUAGAAUCUACUACUAGUUUUUCCAGCCACCUUUUGGGAGAGACUCUAGAGAACUUAGCAUCUGGAGUUGAUACUUACUCAUACAGACACCCACUCGGAGUCUGUGCUGGUGUUGCUCCUUUCAAUUUCCCAGCCAUGAUCCCACUAUGGAUGUUCCCAGUAUCCAUUACUUGUGGAAACACAUUCGUUCUCAAGCCAUCAGAGAGAGUUGGUACUACAACUGAAAUGCUUGUAGAUUUGCUCGAAAAAUCUGGAGUUCCAAAGGGAGUUGUUAACAUUGUUAAUGGAGGAAAAGACACUGUGACCCAUAUCUGCCAACACCCAGAUAUCAAAGCAAUUUCCUUUGUCGGAUCAAACACUGCAGGAGAAUAUAUCUACAAGGAAGGAAGCAAGCAUGGAAAGAGAGUUCAAUCAAACAUGGGAGCUAAGAACCAUUGCAUUGUUCUUCCAGAUGCUGAUAAGGAGGAUACACUAAACGCUCUUAUUGGAGCUACCUUUGGAUCCACUGGUCAGAGAUGCAUGGCUCUCUCUGUCACUGUUCUCGUUGGAGAAGCACAAGAGUGGGUACCAGAAUUGGUCGAGUUAGGCAAGAAACUUAAGGUAGGACCAGGACAUGAUGAGACUGUCGACAUUGCACCCCUCAACUCUGCAGAAGCUUUGGAUAGAGUAGAGAGAUUGAUCGAAUCAGGAGCCAGAGAUGGAACCCUUCUCUUAGAUGGAAGAAGGCCGACUGUUGAGGGAUAUCCAGAUGGUAACUGGGUUGGCCCAACUGUCAUUGACAACGUCAAGCCAGGCAUGGAGUGCUAUGAUGAAGAAAUCUUUGGCCCAGUCAUGUUGAUUCUUCGCGCAGACACUUACCAAGAAGCUAUCGACAUUGUAAACCAAAAUAAAUACGGAAAUGGUGCUGCUAUCUUUACUAGAUCAGGAAGUGCAGCAAGAAAGUUCCAGAGAGAUAUCGAAGCUGGACAGAUUGGUAUCAACCUUCCAAUCCCAGUUCCAUUGCCAAUGUUCUCUUUCACAGGAAACAAGGCUUCAUUCUGGGGACAGAACAACUUCUACGGCAAGGCUGGAGUAAAGUUCAACACUCAAUGGAAGACAAUCACUUCUAGGUGGAGAGAGGAAUCUGAGGAGGUUUACAAGGUAUCUACUGCUAUGCCAACUAUGAAAUAAGGGUCAUUAACAAAGAUAUCCAAUUUUGAUAUA